AUGCCGUCCCUCAAACGCAUGCCGUCGUUCCCGAACGCUAAGGACCAAAGUGACCGUGGCUCUGAGAGUGCUGGAUCAGCCUCUCCAUCUGAUUCGCGAAAGCGACAGCGCACCACCGAAUCCUCAUCCUCAAACAACGGCACGGAAGCGGGCAGUCACGAGUCCGAUGCAGCCUCUCUCCCUGAUGAUCUGACUAUGGAUGACGCCGAGUUGGAAUUUCGGCAAACACAACUCAUUCAAGAGAAAUACGCCCAAGUUGAAGAAGAUUCAAACAUCCCCGCCGAUCAUGGGAUCUUGGAACGUGUUGAAUGCUACAACUUUAUGUGUCAUGAUCACUUUCAGGUGGAAUUGGGGCCGCUGAUCAACUUCAUCGUUGGGAAGAAUGGCAGUGGUAAAAGCGCGAUCCUGACAGGCAUCACUCUCUGUCUGGGAGGCAAAGCAUCUGCCACCAAUCGCGGUCAGAGCUUAAGGAAUUUCAUCAAAGAAGGCAGAGAAAACGCCUCCAUCGUCGUGCGGAUCAGGAACCAAGGAGAUGGCGCCUAUAUGCCAGACGACUACGGGAAAUCCAUCAUCGACAUGGCCCGUCAGUUCCUCAGUACUUCGAGUCCUGCGGAAAAGUACAAAUUUUUCGUUAAAGGCGUACAGCUGGAGCAGCUUGAUCAGGAUUACCGUCUCAUCGAAGAAUCAGUCGACCAGAUCGAGGAGAAACUGAGAGGCAAGGUACAGGACCUUGGCUUCCUGACCAACCGUAAGGAUGCGGCAAGAAAAAAGUUGGAGCUCUCUGAUCAGCACGAUUCUUUGAGAGAGCGAAAAAGAAUCAUAUCGCAUCAGAUGGCUUGGGCACAAGUCGAGGAAAUGGAAAGAAAACGAGAUGCUUUGAAUGACCAAGUUUCCCGGGUCGAUAGCCAGAUAGCAGAUGCUGAAGCUGCAAUAGGUCGUUUUGACGACGCACUUCAGGCCGUUGAGGCCGACUCUGAAAGAGCAGCGGAGCAUGCAUUCCGAGCCGAUUACGAGUGUGAGGAAGCCCGCAGCGAGAGAGAGAGGAUCAAGGAGAAGCUCGACGAGACAAUGAGUCAGCGGCAUGAUCUCCAGGCCGAGCAAAGACAGAUUAAGGAGUAUCUCGAAGCUGCGAAAACUAGAAUCGCGGAGACACAACACAAAAUGGAGAUUGAGAACCGACGACUCACGGAGGCGAGCGACGGAGGAUACGCGCGAAAACAGGAGGAGUGUGAGCAAAGCGCAACCCGAGCUAUUGCAGCCCGCAAAAAAUACGAUGACCAUCAACCUGGUGUCACAAGCUUGCACGAAGACGUCAAAAUCGCAAGCAAGAAUAUGGAAUCAGCACAAAGGCAUUGGGAGUCUAAAAGGAACGACGUCAGACAUGCAGAAGACAGACUGCGGGCCCUGACUAGGGAGGAUGGGCAACGACGCGACGGCUUUCCGGACAGGAUGCCGGCACUUUUGAAAGCCAUUCAGCAAGAAGCAUCGUUUACCAGUAAACCGAUAGGGCCGAUAGGUGCCCACAUCACCUUGCUCAAGCCAAAGUGGUCAUCCAUCCUCGAAAACUCAUUCGGCGGCACCCUCAGUAGUUUCAUCGUGAGCAAUAAGAGGGACAUGAGUAUUCUCUCGAACCUCAUGGUGAAAGUGAACUGCCAAUGUCAAAUCUUCAUCGGACAAGGUGGCCAUAUCGAUACUUCAGCUCAUGAACCCGAUCCAAAUUACGAUACGGCGUUAAGGAUAUUACAGAUCGACAAUCACAUGAGAAAAGCCUCGGCCGUUCUGUUUGAUGGCCAACGACCGAGAAAUGUCAAGCGGUGCUUCUGUAUCGACUCAAGAGAUCGACGCCGAGGAAUUCAUCUCUCAUAUAACCGCAUGGGUGAGCCCAGCCAGGCGCCAGUGGGAGUGUAUCAUGGUCAUCCCCGCAUGCAAUCUGAUCUAGCCUCGCAGAUCAGCGCAAAACGUGAAGUCAUUCAAGAUUUGGAACGUCAGCUCCAUGAUUCGGAACAGGAACUUCGAUCUUCUCGAGACCGCUGGGAAAAGUGCAAACAGGCGAAGCACUUCGAGAUGCCCCUCGACAAAGACAAUGCUGAGGACGGGCAGAUCGAAAGUCUUCGAGCCGCUCUUCAAGAAGCCGAAGAUGAAAAAAGCCAUUAUGAGAUGGCAUACGCUGACAGUCAGGCGGCAAUGAGCGAGCUCAUGGACAAAUUGAAGUUGAUUCGGCGAGAGAUCAAGGCGCAGGACGAAAAAAUCCUGGGCUUGGAGAAAGCUUCGAACGUUGCUCAAAGCGAAAACUUGCAAGUGCAAAACCGACGCCGUGAGCUCAUCAGUGAUAAGAACACUGCCCUUGAAAGCAUUGCGGAGCAAAAAAGAGACCGAGAUGAGGUUAAAGAGAAACUGGACGAGGCGUCAUCAGCCGUGCUGCGUUACAUUGACAGGGCGAGUCAUGUUUCGGCGCGAGUCCCGGUCGACGAGGGGGAAACCGGACAUAGUCUCGAUCAGAAGCUGGUGAGGUUAGAAAGAGACUUGGCGCGUUAUGACGCAGAACUGGGGGCGCCACGAGAUGAGAUCGCCGCAGAGGCUGGUCGAGCAGAAACUGCGUGGAGGCAGGCGAAGGACGAGGUCGACAACUUGACGAAGCUUGCCCAAUUUUUUAAAGAUACUCUAAACGAACGAAAGAAGCGAUGGGAGAUCUUUAGAUCACACAUUUCAUCUCGCGCCAAAGCACAGUUCACUUACCUUCUAAGCGAGAGAGGUUUCCGCGGUCGACUGCUCACAGAUCACGUUGGGAAAUUACUUGACGUUCAGGUCGAGCCCGAUAUUACCAAGGAGGACAGCACUGGUCGUGGUGCGAAGACACUCUCUGGUGGUGAGAAAUCUUUCUCACAAGUGUGUCUACUUUUAGCACUCUGGGAAGCUAUGGGAUCUCCCAUCCGCUGUCUAGAUGAGUUCGAUGUCUACAUGGACCACAUCAAUCGAAAGAUGGCUAUUGAUAUGCUCAUGUUUGCUGCUCGGCGCUCAAUCGGGCGACAGUUUAUCCUCAUCACACCGGGGAGCAAGACAGACAUCACUAUCUCCUCUGACGUACGGGUCAAGGAGCUUGCUGAACCCGAGCGUGGGCAGACCACCUUGAACUUUCAGCGCUAA
Messenger RNA from Penicillium maclennaniae, 3144 nucleotides. RefSeq names its product DNA repair protein SMC6. The coding region runs from base 1 to 3144 and encodes 1047 amino acids. The transcript is spliced from 14 exons. Gene Ontology annotation, molecular function: single-stranded DNA binding; damaged DNA binding. The record is from RefSeq and is a predicted model, not a curated record. NCBI's taxonomy places the organism in Eukaryota, Fungi, Ascomycota, Eurotiomycetes, Eurotiales, Aspergillaceae. Gene Ontology annotation, cellular component: site of double-strand break; nucleus; Smc5-Smc6 complex. Gene Ontology annotation, biological process: double-strand break repair via homologous recombination.